Salpingoeca rosetta is the source of this 746-nucleotide messenger RNA. RefSeq lists its product as uncharacterized. NCBI's taxonomy places the organism in Eukaryota, Choanoflagellata, Craspedida, Salpingoecidae. The transcript is spliced from 7 exons. Bases 1 to 618 code for a protein of 205 amino acids. The record is from RefSeq and is a predicted model, not a curated record.
AUGAGGGAAAGAGAGGGGUUUGAUGCGGUCGUGUGUGGGAGCGCACUGAAGCUGCAGCAUGUGCACUCCAAGUACAGGCUGCACAGCCAUGGAAUUGCGUACGGGACUCGCGGUGGCGGAUCUGGACAACAGUCUGUGACAGCAGUGAAGGAUGAAACCGAUAGCAACAGCUUCUGGCAAGUCACAGGACCCGUCGGACAAGACUGCACUGUAGGGGAGCCGAUCAAGUGUGGCAGUAGCAUCCGGCUGCUUCACGUCAACACCAACAAGUAUCUCCAUUCCCACGCUGGAUUUGUAUCACCAUUGUCGCACAACCAAGAAGUGUCUGCACUCGGCCCAAAGGAAAACGAUGAUGAAGGAGACAACUGGAGCGUGGAGUGCAGCCGCGGGGAUGUGUGGCUGCGCGACGCCGCCGUCAAGUUCAAGCACGAUGUCACGGGAUACUACCUCCACCACACCAACAAGCACACGUUUGGGCGCCCCAUCGCUGGGCAGAAGGAGGUGUGCGCGUUCCCCUACCCCACAGACUUUGGCAGCUGGCGAGCAGCGGAGGGCUACUAUUUCAAGGAGAGCCAACACAAGGAGGAUGAGGAGGAGGAUGAGGAGGACGAGGAGUAGCUGCAACCAAUCAAGCAAUCAAGCAGACAGUCAGGGAGCCAAGCAGGCAUGGUUCAUGCGUGCGCACUCACACACACGCACACACACACACACACACACACGCACGCACACACACACACACACGCACG